AGCGCGCCGGGGACCGGGAGCCCGCGCCGGGCAGCCGGGCGCGCCGGGGGUGGGUCCCUCUCCCCAGCCCGGCUCUGCGUGGAAGAAGAGGGCGGGGACCGGCGCGGGGAGGAGAGCGGAGGAGGAGAAGGGGGCAUGACUCGUGCAACUUGCGGCGGGCAUCUGCCGAGCCUCUGAGCCGGCGGCCGCCCGGGGCCCGGAUUGCGUCCGCGCCGAUCCCACCCAGCCCACCCCGCCCCGGCCGACGGCUGAGGCUGACCUGGAUCUUCAGAGCGCCCGCCGGCCUGCAGGGAUCGCCUUCGUCUUCCGGGCUGCUUUCUGGAGCGCGAGGAGCGCUCUCCUCGCGGCCCCUCUCGCCGGACCCCCGGACCCCGAUGGCUCGGAUGGGGCUUGCGGGCGCCGCUGGACGCUGGUGGGGACUCGCUCUCGGCUUGACCGCCUUCUUCCUCCCAGGCGCCCACACCCAGGUGGUCCAGGUGAACGACUCCAUGUACGGUUUCAUCGGCACGGACGUGGUGCUGCACUGCAGCUUCGCCAACCCGCUGCCCGGUGUGAAGAUCACCCAGGUCACGUGGCAGAAGGCCAACAAUGGCUCCAAGCAGAACGUGGCCAUCUACAACCCGGCCAUGGGCGUCUCGGUGCUGGCGCCCUACCGCGAGCGCGUGGAGUUCCUACGGCCCUCCUUCACAGAUGGCACCAUUCGCCUCUCCCGCCUGGAGCUGGAGGAUGAGGGCGUCUACAUCUGCGAGUUUGCCACCUUCCCUGCCGGCAAUCGAGAGAGCCAGCUCAAUCUCACUGUGAUGGCCAAACCCACCAACUGGAUAGAGGGCGCCCAGGCAGUGCUUCGAGCCAGGAAGGGGCAGGAUGACAAGGUCCUGGUGGCCACCUGCACCUCGGCCAAUGGGAAGCCUCCCAGUGUGGUGUCCUGGGAAACGCGGCUGAAGGGUGAGGCGGAGUACCAGGAGAUCCGGAACCCCAACGGCACGGUGACCGUCAUCAGCCGCUACCGCCUGGUGCCCAGCCGGGAAGCCCACCAGCAAUCCCUGGCCUGCGUCGUCAACUACCACAUGGACCGCUUCCGGGAAAGCCUCACCCUCAAUGUGCAGUACGAGCCCGAGGUGACCAUCGAGGGGUUUGAUGGGAACUGGUACCUACAGCGGAUGGAUGUGAAGCUCAAGUGCAAAGCUGAUGCCAACCCCCCAGCCACCGAGUACCACUGGACCACGCUGAAUGGCUCCCUCCCCAAGGGUGUGGAGGCCCAGAACAGAACUCUCUUCUUCAGGGGACCUAUCAGCUACAGCCUGGCAGGAACCUACGUCUGUGAGGCCACCAACCCCAUCGGCACCCGCUCAGGCCAGGUGGAGGUCAAUAUCACAGAGUUCCCCUACACCCCGUCUCCUCGCGCACCCGGGCGGCGCGCCGGGCCGGUGCCCACGGCCAUCAUCGGGGGCGUGGUGGGGAGCAUUCUGCUGGUGCUGACCGUGGUCGGCGGGAUCGUGGUGGCCCUGCGCCGGCGCCGGCACACCUUCAAGGGCGACUACAGCACCAAGAAGCACGUGUACGGCAAUGGCUACAGCAAGGCCGGCAUCCCCCAGCACCACCCGCCCAUGGCCCAGAACCUUCAGUACCCUGAGGACUCGGACGACGAGAAGAAAGCCGGGCCCCUGGGCGGCAGCAGCUACGAGGAGGAAGAGGAGGAGGAGGGCGGAGGCGGCGAGCGCAAGGUGGGCGGCCCUCACCCCAAAUACGACGAGGACGCCAAGCGGCCCUACUUCACGGUGGAUGAGGCAGAGGCCCGUCAGGACAGCUGCUAUGGGGACCGGACUCUGGGCUACCAGUACGACCCUGACCAGCUGGACUUGGCCGAAAACAUGGUUUCUCAGAACGACGGGUCUUUCAUUUCCAAGAAGGAGUGGUACGUGUAGCCCUGUCUGCAGAGACCCUGCCCCAAGCCCGCACCCGCACGCCCCCUGCCCGCCCCCCACCGUCCACUGCUCCAGGAGCUCGGCAGAGACUCACCCAGCUGCUGGGGUACCUGGGAGCCCAGGGCACGCGGCCUGGCUUUGUUUUGAUUUCCUCCCUGCCUCCCCCCCAUCCUCCCCCAUGGUGUGUGUUCACUGUGGCUUCGGUGUUGCUGGUACCUUUCUUCCCCUGACCCCACCUGCCGCCCUCCGCAGGGAGCCCUAGUCCCGUCUUGUGUACCUAGACGUCCCUCCGGGGUUUGGGGAGCCAGCCCUCUCCUGCCUCCAACACUGGAAUUUGUCUGUGUCCUGUCUCUGCGGGUGGAGGGCUGAAGGGGCUCCAAGAGGAAAAGCCCGCUGCCGCCGACCCCAGAUGCUGCUCCUUUUUCCCUGGGAGAGGGAACCCGGCACCCCCUCCCCCAUCCCACCGUGAGCUGACCAGCUGGAGUUCGGACCCCCCCCCCACCCCGGUCUAGGCCGCCAUUGCACCCAAGGGGUAGGGGAGGGGGGGGUGGCUUUUCCAAAGCACCCAGGGUUGUCUUUGUUUGUUAAGUGAAUCAAGCUGAGGUCCCCACCUGAGGCCUUGGGCAGUGUGUUUUCCUGGCACAGUUAGUUUUACAUUUUUUUUCCUCAUUGGCCUCCAGAGAGUUAAGGUGGCCCAGCUCUGGUGUGUCCCUCCUCUUUACCCCAGUCUGCUCCCCACAUAGCGGGACUCCAGGUAGACUCUGGCCCACACUUCCCAUACACUUCUACCAACACGUAUGCACACUUAUACACACACACACACACACACACACACACACAUGCCACUCGUGUCUACCCCUGUGCUCCCCCUGGGGUCACAUGCCUUACCCAGGCUGGACACUGCCCAAGGCCCGCCUCUCUGCUCCACCUCUCCCCCUUCCUUCCAGCUGAGGAUGGGGCCAGCCUUCAGAAGCUUCCAGGGAGAGCUGAGACUAGGCCCUUCGGUGCCUCCACCCUAGGAUCUCAGGCUGGCUCUUAACCGCUUCUCAUAGCAUGGAAGUUUCUUGAAUUUCUCCCUAUCCAUCAAGUGCUAGCAACUCUUGAUUUUCUUGGGGAGUCAGAGCUGGGAUCCCAGAAGGGAAUUACCUCCAGGAGCUACAGGUGAAGGAGGAUCAAUGCAGAGGGCACCGGAGAAGGAAGCCCGCACAAUAGGAGCUCUGCAAACACAAGCUGAUAAGACCCUGCAGAGCGCAGGUAGCUCCUGGCCCACAAAGGCCAAUGUAGCUGCUCCGGGCCUGCCAGAAAGUGCGAGGGGCACGGGGAGCCAGGGAUCCUGAGUCCGAAGCUCCUGCUCGCCACCCUCCCCGUCCUGCUUCAGCUAUCCCUGGUCUCCAUUCUGGAUGAGGUGGGGAACCAUGGAGAAGCUUUCCCUUUGAGUUGUAGAUUCCCUUCUUGAAUGGGGUUCUGGGUUCCUGUCAAUCACCCGAGACUGAUGGUCUUCCCCAGGAUACCAUGGAGGAAGGCCCCUCCCAGCCCCUUCUUUGCUCCCCCAGCUCAAAGUGCCUCAGUUCCUCCAUUUGCCUACCCCAUCCCGCUAGCACUCUAGAUGGGAAAGACCCUGGGAUGGGAGAGGCAGGUUCAUGCCUGCCCAUGAGGAUUCCAGUGAACUUAGCCCAGGGUGCAGGGGCUCUGUGGGAUGGCAAGUGUUGGGGGGAGGAAGGCAGACCACUCUGUGCCCCACGGGCACCAACCUACCCUGCCAUAGGCUUCCCAAGGGAGCCCCCAGCCUCCCGCCCUACUCCUCCCCUCCCUGGUGCUGCUAUGGAACCCCCAGCCAGCUCCAUCUCUGCCCUGGCAACCCUGGACCCACCAGCUGGGUCACGCUCCUCCCCCAGCCCCCACUGCCCUAGCC
Eubalaena glacialis (North Atlantic right whale) is the source of this 3837-nucleotide messenger RNA. RefSeq names its product nectin cell adhesion molecule 1 (gene NECTIN1). The coding region runs from base 375 to 1925 and encodes 516 amino acids. NCBI's taxonomy places the organism in Eukaryota, Metazoa, Chordata, Mammalia, Artiodactyla, Balaenidae. The record is from RefSeq and is a predicted model, not a curated record. The transcript is spliced from 6 exons. Gene Ontology annotation, cellular component: adherens junction. Gene Ontology annotation, biological process: homophilic cell-cell adhesion; protein localization to cell junction; heterophilic cell-cell adhesion.